Aspergillus glaucus CBS 516.65 is the source of this 689-nucleotide messenger RNA. Its product is annotated as putative BYS1 domain protein. NCBI's taxonomy places the organism in Eukaryota, Fungi, Ascomycota, Eurotiomycetes, Eurotiales, Aspergillaceae. The coding region runs from base 150 to 620 and encodes 156 amino acids. The record is from RefSeq and is a predicted model, not a curated record. The transcript has a single exon.
ACUAGCUAGGAUGUACUUCGUAUAGGCUGAGAAAAGGUAUAUAAAGACCCUCGAAUCCUCACCCAUCCAGGACUCAUCAUCAACCUCAAUCUACUACUAUCCUAUCCAAAGUUUACCAUAACAAACAACAACUACAGAAUCAAAUCAAAAUGCACCUCUCCCUCCUCGCCCUUGCAACCACCACCCUAGCCACCGCUGCUUCAGCCGUUGGCAACGCAGUCGUCACAAACAACUGCGCAGACCCCAUCUACCUCUGGUCCGUCGGCUCCUCCGUCUCCCCCAAACACACCAUUCCCUCCGGCGCCAACUACACCGAGCCCUUCCACCACGACGACCAAUCCGGCGGCAUCGCGCUGAAAAUCACCCGCACUGAUAACGGGCUGUACGAUGGGAGCCCACAGUUAACUUACUCGUACUCUAUUGAUGGGGAGAGCGUGUGGUAUGAUUUGUCGAGUGUGUUUGGGGAUGCGUUUGAGGGGGAUGCGGUUGUUGUGAAGCCUGAGGAUGAGGGAUGUGGGAGUAUUUGUUGGCCUGAGGGGACUACGCCCGGCGGGAGUCAGGUUAAGACUUGCGGGGCUGGGGGGGAUGUUGGGUUGGUUGUUUGUGCGGAGGGUUGCUAGGUUAACUGGAUGAGGGUUGGGUUGGAUGUAUGAGGGAAAGGAUAUGGAUUGUUUAUGUGUUAUGUACUU